Phaeoacremonium minimum UCRPA7 is the source of this 2586-nucleotide messenger RNA. Its product is annotated as putative beta-glucosidase 1 precursor protein. The transcript has 3 exons. Lineage: Eukaryota; Fungi; Ascomycota; Sordariomycetes; Togniniales; Togniniaceae. The record is from RefSeq and is a predicted model, not a curated record. Gene Ontology annotation, biological process: glucan catabolic process. Bases 1 to 2586 code for a protein of 861 amino acids. Gene Ontology annotation, molecular function: beta-glucosidase activity.
AUGCUUUUAAUCACACUUGCGCCGUUCAUAGCCCUCGCCGUGCUCGCAGGCGCUGACAAGACUCCACAGCUCGAGCGCAGAGCCCUUGCACACUCGGAACCCUUCUAUCCCUCGCCAUGGGCAGACCCGAAUGCCAAUGGCUGGGAAGACGCCUAUGCGAAGGCAAAGGACUUUGUCUCCCAGUUGACGCUGCUUGAAAAGGUCAACCUGACAACCGGUGUUGGUUGGCAAGGUGAGCAGUGUGUUGGUCAAGUCGGCUCUAUUCCUCGCCUCGGCUUCCGCAGUCUUUGCAUGCAGGACUCGCCAAUGGGUGUCCGGUUGUCCGACUACAACUCAGCGUUUCCUUCUGGCCAGACCGCGGCGGCAACUUUCGACAAGGGACUUCUCUACCGCCGUGGCUUGGCCAUGGGACAGGAGCACAGGGGUAAGGGCGUUACCGUCCAGCUAGGACCUGUUGCAGGACCACUUGGCCGCGCACCGGCCGGCGGUCGUAAUUGGGAGGGUUUCUCGCCCGACCCGGUCCUGACUGGAAUUGGUAUGGCAGAGACUGUCAAGGGUAUCCAAGAUGCUGGUGUCAUUGCUUGCGCCAAGCAUUUCAUUGGCAAUGAGCAGGCCCAGGGAUACGGAUACAACAUCUCAGAGACUCUUUCAUCGAACAUUGACGACAAGACGAUGCACGAGCUUUACCUAUGGCCAUUUGCCGACGCCGUCCGCGCCGGUGUUGGUUCUGUCAUGUGCUCGUACCAACAGAUCAACAACUCAUACGGCUGCCAAAACUCAAAGAUGCUCAAUGACUUGCUCAAGAACGAGCUAGGCUUCCAGGGUUUCGUAAUGAGUGACUGGCAAGCUCAGCACACCGGUGCCGCCAGCGCCGUGGCUGGCCUCGACAUGACCAUGCCUGGAGAUACUGUCUUUAAUAGCGGUCUUAGCUUCUGGGGCGCCAAUCUGACUCUGGCGGUUAUCAACGGCACCGUCCCUGAAUGGAGAAUCGAUGAUAUGGCACUGAGAAUCAUGGCUGCCUUCUUCAAAGUUGGUCUCACAGUCGACCAGGAUCCCAUCAACUUCGACUCAUGGACUCUCGAUACAUAUGGUCCCCUCCAUUAUGCCGCCAAGGAUGGCUACCAACAAAUCAACUGGCAUGUCAAUGUCCAGGGUCAACAUGCUAGUCUCAUCCGCGAGGUUGCUGCGAAGGGUACUGUUCUCUUGAAGAACACUGGUGUCCUGCCUCUCAACAAACCCAAGUUCAUCGCUGUCAUUGGCGAGGAUGCUGGCCCCAACCCGGCCGGUCCCAAUGGCUGCGGAGAUCGAGGAUGCGAUGAUGGUACUCUGGGUGCCGCAUGGGGAUCCGGCACCGCGAACUAUCCUUACCUCAUUACUCCCGACUCGGCAAUCCAAGCACAGGCUGUCAAGGAUGGCUCACGAUAUGAGAGCAUUCUUAACAAUUACAAGCCGGACCAGAUCAAGGCACUUGUCAGCCAACAGGAUGCUACUUCCAUUGUCUUUGUUAAUGCCGAUUCUGGCGAAGGUUACAUCAACGUUGAUGGCAACGAGGGUGACCGCAAGAACCUCACGCUUUGGAAGGAUGGUGAUGCUCUCGUCAAGAAUGUCUCCAGCUGGAGUAACAACACAAUUGUCGUGAUCCACUCCGUUGGUCCCGUUCUGGUGACCGACUGGUACAACAGCCCCAACAUUACUGCCAUCCUUUGGGCUGGCCUGCCAGGACAAGAGUCCGGCAACUCUAUCACUGACAUUCUCUAUGGCAAGACUAACCCCUCCGGCCGCACGCCCUUCACCUGGGGCACAACUCGUGAGAGCUAUGGUACCGAUGUCCUCUAUGAGCCGAACAACGGCAACGGUGCUCCACAGGACGACUUUUCCGAAGGUGUCUUCAUCGACUACCGCUACUUCGACAAGAACAACGAUACUCCUAUCUACGAGUUUGGCUAUGGUCUUAGCUAUACUACUUUCGGUUACUCUGAUAUCAAGGUUGAGAAGACGGGAGCUGGCACCUAUAAGCCUACGACAGGCACAACUGCCUCAGCCCCGACUUUCGGCAAUUUCUCGACUGACUUAAACGACUACGUCUUCCCCAAGGACGAUAUCCGCUACAUCUAUCAGUACAUCUACCCCUACCUGAACACUUCCUCGUCUGGCGAGGCUGCUUCUGCGGAUCCGUACUACGGCCAAACAGCCGAGGAGUUCCUCCCGCCGCAUGCUACAGACGGCAGUCCUCAACCCUUGCUCCGAGCCUCUGGCAAGUCUAACCCCGGUGGCAACCGCCAGCUAUAUGAUGUGCUGUAUCACGUCUCCGCGACGAUCACCAACACGGGCUCUAUUGUUGGUGAUGAGGUACCGCAGCUUUACGUCUCUCUUGGUGGACCUGAUGAUCCGCCUGUUGUCCUGCGUGGUUUCGACCGCAUCCGCAUCGAUCCCGGCCAGAGUGCCACAUUCAAGGCAGAUAUCACAAGGCGUGACCUGAGCAACUGGGACAUUGUGAGCCAGGACUGGGUUGUCAGCUCGUACCCGAAGAAGGUGUACAUCGGCAAGAGCAGCCGGAAGCUGGAGCUGAGUGCGGAUUUGUCUUAA